CUUUUCUUGGUAUAGGCUAAAUUAUUCAAAAUGAGGACGGUGUUUAUGGUGGCUGAGAAGCCUUCUCUGGCCCAGUCGCUGGCGAAAAUUCUUUCAAAUGGGCAAAUGACUUCUCGAAAAGGAAUGAACGGUGCAUGCUCUGUACACGAAUACACCGGCCGUUUCAACAGCGAAGGCGUUCGAUUCAAAAUGACAUCAGUCUGUGGGCACGUUAUGGGAGUGGAUUUCCUUGGAAAAUACAACAACUGGGACAAAGUUGAUCCUGUAGAACUUUUCACAGCUCCAAUUCAGAAGAAAGAGGCAAAUGAAAAACUAAGGAUGCCUGCUUUUCUUGCCAAAGAGGCUUCAGGAGCAGAUUACCUAGUUUUAUGGCUAGAUUGUGACAAGGAAGGAGAGAAUAUAUGCUUUGAAGUUAUUGAUGCUGUGCAGAAUGUCAUGAACAGAGUCACUGGAAAGCAAGUUUACCGUGCCAAGUUCAGUGCAAUUACAGAGUCUGAAAUAAAGGCAGCGAUGCAGAACCUUGGAACACCAAACAAGAAUGAGGCAUUGUCAGUGGAUGCUCGACAAGAACUUGAUUUGCGCAUAGGGUGUGCCUUUACACGCUACCAGACCAAGUUUUUUCAGGGUAAAUAUGGUGACUUAGAUAGCACGCUGAUCUCCUAUGGUCCUUGUCAGACUCCAACUCUGGGUUUCUGUGUGGAACGCCAUGACAAGAUCCAGUCAUUCAAACCUGAACCAUAUUGGGUCAUUAACACCCAGGUCCAUCUGCCUGAUGGCAAAAGCUUGAAACUUGACUGGGAAAGAGUGCGUGUGUUUGACAAGGAGGUGGCUCAGAUGUUCGUCAAUCUCAUUAAAUCUGGCGACAAGGCAUGUGUCUUGGAGACUGUACAGAAGAAAGGAGAAAAAGCAAAGCCUCUUGCACUAAACACUGUAGAGAUGCUUAGAGUUGGAAGUGCAGGAUUGGGGAUGAGUCCUCACCAUACAAUGCAGAUAGCAGAAAAACUCUAUACCCAAGGUUACAUCAGCUACCCUAGAACAGAGACCAAUUCUUAUCCAGACAGUUUUGACUUAAGAGGAACGCUGAAGCAGCAGGCAGAUCAUCCUGACUGGGGGCCUUAUGUCCAGCGCCUUUUACAGACUGGCAUCCAAAAACCUAAGAAAGGACAGGAUGCUGGUGACCACCCACCUAUUACCCCUAUGCGCUGCGCUCGGGAGACAGAGUUUGAUCACGACAGCUGGCGCCUGUACGACUACAUAACACGUCACUUUAUAGCAACACUCAGUCCCAACUGUCAGUAUCUGCAGACAACAAUAUAUUUUGAGAUUGGCCCUGAGAAGUUUUCCUGCACAGGCAAAGUUUUGCAAGAGGCAGGGUUUACAGAGAUCAUGCCCUGGCUUGCACUGGGAGCUGAUGAAGAAAUUCCACUCUUGAAACAAAACACGCUCCUCAGUGUGGAGGAGGUCAGGUUAGUUGAAAAACAGACUUCACCUCCAGAUUAUCUGACAGAGAGUGAGUUGAUUUCAUUGAUGGAGAAGCAUGGAAUCGGCACAGAUGCUAGCAUUCCUGUACACAUCAACAACAUCUGUGAACGAAACUAUGUCAGCAUCAUAAGUGGGAGGCGUCUUCAGCCAACUCCUUUAGGCAUUGUCUUGGUACAUGGUUAUCAAAAGAUUGAUGCAGAUUUGGCCCUUCCCACCAUGCGAUCUGCUGUUGAACAGCAGCUGAACCUGAUUGCCCAAGGCCGUGCCAACUUUCAUGAAGUGAAGCAGCACACUCUGGACAUUUUCCACCUCAAGUUUCGCUAUUUUGUGCAGCACAUUAAUGCAAUGGAUGAACUGUUUGAAGUUACCUUCUCAUCCCUUGCUAGCAGUGGUCGACCAAUAUCACGGUGUGGUAAGUGUCGACGUUACAUGAAGCUUGUCGAGGCCAAACCUGCUCGCCUGUAUUGUUCCACCUGUGAUACAACAUACAGUCUGCCACAGAAUGGCAACAUCAAGCUCUAUAAAGAACUACGCUGUCCACUCGAUGAAUUUGAACUCUUACUCUGGACAACAGGUGCCAAAGGCAAGUCUUACCCACUGUGCCCCUACUGCUACAGCAAUCCUCCCUUCAAAGAGAUGAGGAAGGGAAUGGGGUGCAAUGAGUGCACACAUCCUACCUGUCCUCACGCAUACUCACAGAAUGGUGUGUCAGAAUGUGUAGAGUGCGACAGGGGCAUUCUUGUUCUUGACCAGACGUCAGCUCCAAAGUGGAAAAUGGCAUGUAAUAAGUGCAAUGUUGUGAUUCAUUUCUUUGAGAAUGCCCUGAAAGUCACGGUGAGAGAGGAGGCGUGUGAUGAGUGUGGUGCCAGUCAAGUAGAGGUUGGCUUCAAGCAAGGAAAGUCACCAUUACCAGAUGAGAAAGAAGAGCACACUGGCUGCUGUUUCUGUGAUCCAGUGUUUAAACCGCUGAUGGAGAAACACCAUGCAAUCAACCGUCUACCUCAGAGAGGGCGGGGCAGGGGAGGGAAGAAUAGAGGAGGAGGGCGUGGUCGACCUCGUGGUCGGGGAAGAGCUAAGCCCAAAGACAAGAUGGCCCAGCUAGCAGCAUACUUUGUCUAAACUGUUGCUUCAGGUGUUCUCGCACUUCGUUUUCAUAAGAGAGAACAAACAGCUUGUCACUGCCAUUUUUCUGAGUAGUAUAUUGUUGAAAGUUGUGCAUGUUGAUGGCAGAUUAUGAUGCAUUGCUGUAAGAGUAAAAAUGAAUUUUUUUCCACGUGUUCAUGGUACUUCAGGACAAUAGCACUGUCAUGCAAGACAUCCACCUUUUAUCAGCUGAUGAGAUAGAACUAGUUUGUCAAAACAUAUGCUUGGAAGUUUUUUUUAAAGAUGUAUACGUAGUUCAUGAAGUUUUUUUUAAGGUUCAUUGAAAAGUAUAUUUGCAUUUAUGUGAUUGUGUGUGUGUGUGAGAGAGAGAGAAAAAGAUGUUUUUGUUGCCUGCAUCCACUCAUUUAAAUGUUUCUUCGUAAAAGAAUGUAUACCCACCUCAUUCUUCCUCGCUCCAUCAGAAUGGAAGGAUCUUUCCCACCUCCAUUUUUAUGAGCCAAGUACAUUACUUAAAACCCUGUACAUUUUAAAAAACCUAUAAAAUAUUUAUUUGAUGGCAGGUCACAGGUGCAUACAUUUCUAUUCAAGCCAUUAAACAGCAAAAUUAUAAGAAUUUUCCAGCAUUUAAAUUGAAAGAAACUGUAUUAAUAAAUCACUAAGGAGAACAAAGGAAACAUAUUUUUGAGAUGUAAACAGGCUACUACUCUUCUGAUCACAGCCUGCAAAACGGCAAGCACAAUUUAAAUAUAACUCACGAGAGUUAGAAUGUCAUUUAUGAUCACAAAUGUUUCUUCCCAUUGAGUUUUUUGUUUCGUUUUGUUUAUCUGCAUUGAUGUAAGCAUCAAACUUUAUACUCAUGCUGACUACAAUCGAGAAAUCUGUCUUUGUCCUAUAAAAUGGUUUUAACGGUUUUGCACAGUAGAAUAUGCUAUUUUUCUAUCUACGCUAUGGUCACAAAUUAUGCAUGAAACACAAUAUGUGAGCAAGUAGAAGUAGGAAAUAAAAUCUUUUAUACCUGA
Pomacea canaliculata is the source of this 3605-nucleotide messenger RNA. RefSeq names its product DNA topoisomerase 3-beta-1-like. The coding region runs from base 31 to 2601 and encodes 856 amino acids. The record is from RefSeq and is a predicted model, not a curated record. Gene Ontology annotation, cellular component: nucleus. NCBI's taxonomy places the organism in Eukaryota, Metazoa, Mollusca, Gastropoda, Architaenioglossa, Ampullariidae. The transcript has 17 exons. Gene Ontology annotation, molecular function: DNA topoisomerase type I (single strand cut, ATP-independent) activity; DNA binding. Gene Ontology annotation, biological process: DNA topological change.